Plasmodium gaboni is the source of this 1908-nucleotide messenger RNA. RefSeq names its product putative mRNA methyltransferase. The record is from RefSeq and is a predicted model, not a curated record. Gene Ontology annotation, cellular component: RNA N6-methyladenosine methyltransferase complex; nucleus. NCBI's taxonomy places the organism in Eukaryota, Apicomplexa, Aconoidasida, Haemosporida, Plasmodiidae. Gene Ontology annotation, molecular function: mRNA binding; methyltransferase activity. The transcript has a single exon. Bases 1 to 1908 code for a protein of 635 amino acids.
AUGAAAAAUUCCAAAGGUGAAGACUCAAAUGAUAAUGUUCCCAAAAUUUCAGGUACUGGUCCUUCUCCUUCUUCUUCUAUACCUUAUAAUAACAAUAGAGGAAGUAAAAUGGCCAAUUCCACAUAUAAUCAGAACUUUAUAAAUAAUAAUUCGUCAUAUAAUAAACAGCCAAGUAAUUUAGGAGCAUCAAAUUAUCCUUUUAUAAAUAAGAACUAUACAAGUCCAAAUAAUUAUGUUGUAAAUAAUGUUAAUCAAAGUUAUAUUCCAAUGAAUUAUAAUAAUGUUAAUAUGACGCCUAAUAUUCCAUAUAACAAUAAUAAUAAUUAUAAUUAUGGGACAUACCCAAAUGUAAAUAAUAAUAUGAUACAUAAUAAUAAUAUAAAUAAUAUGGAUGUGAAAAAUAAUUAUUCUUAUGAUAAUAAUUUAAAAAAUGUUAAUAUGAAUGAAUAUAAUUCAAUUAUGGGUAUGAAAAAUUAUCCAAAUGUUCCUCCACCUAAUAUAAACAAUAUGAUGAAUGUUCAUCAAAAUAAUAUGCUUGCAUAUAAUAACACAAAUAAUAACAGUAAUAAUAGUAAUAAUAAUAAUUUUUAUAUGAAUAACAAAUUUAAUGUUAUGAAAAAUGUACCUCCACCUCCUCUUCCAAAUAUUCCUAGUCCUCCUAGCGUUCCAAAUAACAGUUAUCAUUUUAACAUGAACAACCAAAUGAAUAAUUUUGCUCCACCAUAUAUUAACUACGAUAAAGACAUUCAUAUACCUAAAGGGGAACAUGAACACACGAUGAACAAUAAUGAAGACUUGAAAGACGGUAAAAAGAACGAACAUGAUCGUAAAUUUCAAGAUAAUACUAAUAAUAUCCAUAAUAAAGGAAAUUAUAAUAAUAAAAGUAGUACAUGCAAUAUAAAUGUAGAUGGUAGAGAAAGAUUACAAAAUGAUUAUAAUCAAAACUUUAUCAAUACAGGAGAAAGACCCCAAAAUUUUAUUAGAGAUAGUGAUGAAAAUAAAAGAUUUAUUAAAUAUCCUAAAUUAAAACAAUUAUUAGAAUUAAAAAAUGAUAUAAUAAAAAAAAGAUCAACACCAGCGAGAUAUAUUCGUUGUGAUUUAAGAACAUUUGAUUUGGGUUCUUUAGAUACAAAAUUUGAUGUAAUAUUAAUUGAUCCACCAUGGAAAGAAUAUUAUGAUAGGAAAAUGCAUAAUUUGCAUGUAUUGAAUAAUAUUAACUUAGAUCAAGAUUUAAAUAAUGACAUGUAUAAUGAAAAAGAUAAAUUCUGGACCUUAGAAGAUUUAGCCAAUAUAGAAAUUGAAAAAAUAGCAGAAGUACCUUCAUUUCUUUUUAUAUGGUGUGGUGUUACACACCUAGAAGAUGCUAGAGUUUUAUUAAACAAAUGGGGAUAUCGUAGAUGUGAAGAUAUAUGUUGGUUGAAAACAAAUAUCAAUGAAAAAAAUAAAAAAAAUAAAUACUUAAAUGAAAUAAAUAAUGAAAAUUCCUAUUUACAAAGAACUACUGAACAUUGUUUAGUAGGUAUCAAAGGAGCAGUCAGAAGAUCUUAUGAUAUUCAUUUAAUUCAUGCAAAUUUAGAUACAGAUGUUAUUAUAGCAGAAGAAACAGAACAAAAUAUAUAUGAUAAUAAUAAACCAGAAGAAUUAUAUAAAAUUAUUGAAAAAUUCUGUUUAGGAAGAAGGAAAAUAGAAUUAUUUGGAACUAAUCGAAAUAUAAGAAAUGGAUGGUUAACCUUAGGAAAAAAUAUUGAUACUACAUUAUUUAAUAAAGAAGAAUAUACAGGUUGGUUUGAAGGUGAUAUUGCUUGGCCUGAGGCCACUUCAUAUGUGGGUGGCAAAUAUAUGGGCACGACCAAUGAAAUAGAAAACCUACGUCCCAAAUCUCCUCCAAGAAAUAAUCCAAACACGUAA